This is a messenger RNA of Dentiscutata erythropus, 1620 nucleotides long. The record is from the annotation of a GenBank genome assembly. NCBI's taxonomy places the organism in Eukaryota, Fungi, Glomeromycota, Glomeromycetes, Diversisporales, Gigasporaceae.
AUGAAAUCAAAUAAAAUUAAACCAUACAAGUCGUUACCAACUUCAUUAAAAAAGUAUUUGAAUAUAAUAAUGCUAUUUAUCGGACCACUAUUAUGGUUAACAUUAGUUAUAUUCUCAUUACGUGGAGCAAUAAUUGACGAUGGAGGAAUUUUAAUUCCUGGUCAACCAGGUAUUCUACUAGGUGUAAACACUACCGUUAGGUAUAUUAUUGCAUUCAUAAUUACCUUGACUGUAACUGAUGUAGUAGAGGCUAGUUUACGAUAUUAUAAAAGUAAUAGUAUUCAGCUAAAUGGACUUGAAUUAUUAAGGCUUAUUAAAUUAGGAACUGAAAGGGGUUUUUUAGGAAUUAUUGAAUCAUUUCAAAAUAGACCAAAGGGGUUAUAUAUAGUAUGGAUAUGGUUAAUUAUUGUUGUAAUUGUACCAUAUUUAUUAGCAACUGCGGAUAUUGCAUUACAUUAUUGGGUCACCGCUGAAGUUGUACUGCAAGAAGGUCAAUAUAAAAUUUUAAAUAAUGCAAUUCAAAUAGAUCCAAAAUGUGGAAAUACUUCAAUAAGUGAACUAGAUACUUGUGCUCAUUGGGAAGCUGUGACUGGAAGAUUAGUCAUCAUGUCACGAUUGAAUGAUACAAUAUGGAACGGAGAUUUUAAUUCAUAUAUAAUUCUAGCCAAUUGUACACCCGUUUCAACUUUAUGUAAUUUAAAAGCUGUAAUCGGCGCACUAACUAGUGUUAAUUGUCCUAGCAGUCUGUAUAAUAUAAAUGGUAAUAUAGAAACUAAUCCAAAUCUAAUUACACCACUUGGAGAUGGAGCUAUGUAUAAUAAUACUGAAAUUCCAACAACUGCUGGUCAAUUAGGAAAAUUAGAAUGGCUAAUAAGUGGGCGAUUCACUAAAGAUCCUUCAACAACAUAUGAUGAUGAGUUCGCAACUGAAAUGCAUGGUGCAGAAGAUGUACUUUUAUAUUGUACCACUAAAAUAACUGCAAGUACUGUAUCAUUCUCUAAAAGUAAUUGGAGUGUAAAACUUGGUGAACCUUUAGAUGCUAACACAACUCGUGCUGUGAGCUAUGGGAUUAGAGAAAUGGAUAAUGAAAUACGCACCGCGCUUCAAGACGCUUCAUUUAAUGGGAGCAGUAUGUUAGUUGCACAAGAGGCCGAGCGCCAAUUAAAACUUGGAAUUGCUGGUAUGGUAGCAAGUGUUACUGUAGGUAACGUUGAUCAAAGUCUUGGGAAAAUAUCUGUCGCUGAUAAUAUUACAGUAACGCGAAUUGCAAUAAUGGCAUUAAUUUUGUAUGGUAUAGCAUUAGUUAUCGUUCCAUUAAUAAUAGCUGGAUGGAUAUUAUUAAACAUUGGCAAAUAUACAGAAGGAUUUGAUUCGAAUGGUCAACCAGUUGUUGUACAAACUAUGCUUGCUGAAAUGAUAACUAUUACCGAUAGAAUUAUUUAUGACGCUAUAAGAGCUCCUUCUUGGGGAGCAUGUUUUAAAAGUAUUGAAUUUCAGCAACAGUUGAUCAGCCAAGAUCAAGCUGGUAUUGGACAUAGGGAUGGCCAUUUUGGUCUUUUUAAUGGUAUUGUUUCAUCAACUGAGGGUGUUGUAAAUACCGGAACACCUAUUUCUACCUAA